AGCCGAGAAGAGGCCGGGCGGGCCAUGGAGAGGGCUGAGUCUGGGAGGGCCGGGGGUUCGCGCCAGGGCCGGGUUCAGCGGCGGCCCCCGACCUGGGAGAUCUCGGACUCGGACAGUGAGGGUCCCGCCGGCGUGGAGGCCGCCGUGAGAGUCCCGGACUCGGCGGAUGAGCGCCGGGCGGCGGCCGAGACUCCGCGGCGACUGCGGCCGGAGCAGGCCUUGCGGCGCCUGGCGGUGCUCGUCGACCCAGCCAUCCUGGAAGAUGCUGGUGCGGAUAUCCUGAUUGAGGCCCUGGACACCUUGGGCUGUGAGUACCGUGUGGAGCCCCAGCGCCCUGCCAGAAGUCUCAGGUGGAGCAGAGUGAAGCCAGACCCUUGCCCCAACGGUGUGCCUCCUGAGGUGUGGGCUGCAGAUGAGCAGGACCUGCUGCUGCUGCUGGAGCCUGAGGAGUUUCUUCAGGGUGUGAUCCAGCUGACCCAGAUCCGUGGCCCAGCCUGUUCGGUGCCGUGGAUCACCCCUGGGAGCCCAGCCUGCCCCCACCUGGCUGUCAUUGGUCUGGAUGCUUACCUCUGGUCUCACCAGCCCAGCACUCGGGAGACACGGCUGCCAGAGAGUUCAGCCACAGCCUGUGCCCAGGUGGUAGUCGGCUGGCCCGAGGUGGAGGAGGCCCUGGUGCUCCUGCAGCUCUGGGCAAACAUGGAUGUGCUACUGGUGGCCUCCUGGCAGGAGCUGAGUCAGCAUGUGUGCACCUUCACCAAGGCCCUUGCCCAGCGCCCCUUCAAGCAGGCCCGGGAGUCGGGGCCCUUUUCCUUCUGCACUGCAGGGCGCUGGGCAGCAGGCGAGCGAGUAGCAGGAGAUGGCACAGGGCUGCGGGCGGCCUGGUGGCGGCAGAUCCAGCAGUUCAACCGGGUCAGCCCAGCUGUGGCCGAUGCUGUUGUCACCGCCUUCCCCUCCCCCCGCCUUCUGCAACAGGCUUACGUCGCCUGUGGCUCGGAGCAGGAGCGCCUGGCCCUCCUGACUGACCUCCCAGUGAAGAUGGGUGAGGGUGUGCGGCCCCGCAGGGUGGGGCCUGACCUUUCCCGCCGCAUCUGCCUCUUCCUGACCACUGACAAUCCUGACCUCCUGCUGGACCUGGGCUCCUGACCACGCUUCGAGGACCAGGUAGGGCUUCUGCCACCUACUGGCAGGACACGAUGCAGCCUGCCCAGGGGACUGACUGCAACCCACAAGGGGCGGUAUGCAGGGAGCAAGAAAACGGGUACAGGUCUGACCCCCAAGGUGGGGGCGGGGGGAGGGGCAGUUCUUGAAUAACUGCUAUGGGCAGAAGAGAAAAUUGUUUUCUUGCUGGGAGAUGCCAAGUGCUUGAAGGUCUGGAGAAGACUGGGGCAGGGUUCACAUGCCCUAGGGCCUGUAUGUGGGCAUAGGGGCUGGUAGCUGGCUGGGGAGUACCUAAGGUCCCCACUAGGGGAAACGCUGGUCACCUGGAGACUUGAGGAGUAGCACCUUCAAAAAGGAGCAAUAAGAUAAAGCCUUGAGGAAGGAAAGAGAAUCAGGUUCUCUCUUCCCCAAGGUGCUGACACUCCAACCAGAGAAAAGCUGUGGACACCUGUUGAGCCCCAGGCCCUCAGUCUGACCCCUUUUGUCCUGCCCAUGUGUAAGCAUUAGACAUAGACUCUAAGUUUAUUACUGUCAUUUCAGCCUCAGACAGAAGGAACAGCAGCUGACGACAUGCAAAGCACAUUAAAAAACCCAGGGCCAGCAGCACAGGAAGGGCUGAACUCCUAGGAAGCCACCCUCCUUGCAGAGAGCAGACCCCAGCCCCCAGGCUCUCCUCCCAGGCCUGCAGCCUGGGUCCAGCAGCAAUAGGGCAGCAGCUCCCCUGAGACUGAGGAAAGUGGCUGCUCCCACACCUGGCCCAGGACGCAGACGGACUCAGACAGGCCUGGUCUCGGGAUCACUGGGCCACGGCCCCGGAGCCUCCACAGCCAGGCCUGUCCCAGCCUCUGGCGGCUCAGCCCACCUUCCCGUGUUGCCCUGGGGGGUGUUGGGAGGAAGGAGGGGGAACACCAUCCAGCCCCUCAUCUCCGUGGGGUGAGCUAGGUCCUUCGGCAGCGCUUCCUCUGGCAGCGCUGGGGCUCGGGGCUGCUGGGAUCGGCCGGGGGUGAGGGUGUGGGUGUGGGAGGCUGGUGGUGGGCACAGCUCAUGCUCAGGACCCAGCCCAGCUUGUGGUGCAGCACCUGCUUGAGGCCAGGCGGCAGGGGCAGGCCCUCGAGCGUGUCCCCGGAGUCAGGCCGAAGCUGGCGCAGGCGGUAGCAGCACAGGUACUGCAGGGAGGUGAUGCUGGCGCAGGAGCGGAUCACCUUCAUGCUGCUCUUGGCUGCGGUGGAGCACACCAUUGGGUAGAACCUCUUGUUCUGCAGCUUGGUAGCCGCCACUCCUGGUUGGGGUGGGAAGGCGCACAGCCUGAACCCCAGGCUCAGGCCGUCCUGGGAGGUCCUCCUAGGGUGACUAAGGAUGCUGGGAUUCCCACCCAGCCCUUCCUCAUUUGGGGCCCCUUGGACCUCAGGCUUCUAUGAGGACAGCCUUUCUGGAAGCGGGGGGCCCUCAACCUGGUCCAUACCAGGGGCUCAAUGGCAGCUGCGCUCCACAGCCAGGUGUCAAGGUCACACCCUCACCUAUGCACUUCCUGUUCUUAAAAAAGGUGAGCGUCCCAUGCCAGGUGUCCAGGUGCACGCCGAUGAUGGAGCCUUGGCCGAACCGUGAGGAGAAGCUCAUCUUGUCACCCUUGUGGUGGAGGAGCCCUGGGGGCAGUGGGGGCGGGGUAAGCCUGGGUGUCUUGAGCCCCCGCAGCCCUGCCCGCCCUGGGGGCCCAUGCACCUGUGUAGGAGAGGCCCCAGCUGUCCUCAUCCCUGCCGAGCAGGCUGCAGAAUGUGUGGUGGUACUUGUCCAGGUCCACGUCCGACGUCCCGAUGCCCACCAUCUGGGAAGAGUGGGGCUGGCAGAGGGGGCUCGGGACCAGGGCACCUAGCAGCUCCCCCUGCGCCCCGCCAACCACUUACCAUGUCGGUGCCAUAGACGGGGGAGGUCAUCUUGAUCUCCCAAAAGUGCUGGCCCUCCCCCAGCUCCUUGGUGCCCCGAAUGGCUGCAGUGCCGCAGCUGUACUCCAUGUGGAAGUUGACCUUUCGGUUGUCGCAGCUCAGCAGGGUGGCUGAGGACUUGUUCAGGUCGUCCCAGACCCAAUCGAAGUCUGCAAGAGCAAGAGGCCCGGGCUGGGCAGGCUCCCCGUGGCCCCGGAGGCCCCACCCACCCACCCUGCAGCCCCACCCGGCGCUCACACUCGUCCUCCUCCCCGCAGCGGCAGUCCCUGCCCCGGUGGGCCGUGUGCAGGCUGCCACAGAAGGCCUCUCUCUGACUGUCACAGUCGCAGAAGGACUCCCCAGUCACAGGCACAGCGCUGGGGAUGGACGACGGCAGGGACGAGUACUCAGGGUCCGAAUCCGAGUCGCUGUGCUGAGAGGAAGGGGCCAUCUGUUCCCACCUGCCCUACCCUCCACUGGCCCCACCUGACCCCUUCCUCUACUGGCCCCAAUGCCCACCGUAGGCCAAAGAAGAGUCUGGGGGUCUGGCCUCAAAGGGCUUCCUCAGGUCUCAAGGGCACAGCCAACCACCCCUUCUAUACUGCCAGCCAUGGCGACCCUGGACACCUCUUCCUGGCUCAGGAGCUGGGAGGGCCUCCUUCCCAAAGGCCUACCACCCUGGUGGCUUCCUGGGAGUAGAGCAGAGGGCCCUGGAGGCCUGGCCGCUACUCAGCCCCAAGGCAGGGCUGCACCCUCAGCCAUCCAUCACUGUCCAGACAACUACAUCACAGAUAAAGAUGAAGCCACACAGCAAAGUACUCUGCUGACCUAACAAAAGCAGCUUGGUCUCCCCACAGCAGCCUGGCUCAGGCAAGAGCUGAGCACCAUGGUAGGGCCUGCACACCUGUCCUGGGCUAUGGCACCCUCACCAUCCUCACAGAGUUGGCUCUCAACCCCCAUCACAGCCCUGAUAAGCCCCGCGGUCUUUUGCUACCUCAUGCAGGAAAACGUUCUGUGGGGACUUGGCCCUCUACAGGAGGACUCAGUCCUCGAAGUACGGACUCCGAGCUUUGAGGUCAUGAUCUCAGGCCAGCGGCCAAACACUAAGUGAACCGGUCCAGUUCCAGGGACUGGCUGACUGACAGACCCUCCUGGAGGCCAGCCAGGUGCUCUCUGUGCACCUUGUCAUUCCUGCUCUGCAGCCACACGGGCCCCUCCAGACACCUGCCUGGGCUCUGGACCCCCAGCCGACUGGUGAGGGGCUGGAGUCUGACUCCCCAGGGCCAGUGGAUGCAGACAGACUCCAUGUGCCUGCUCUCCCAGCCUGCCCAGCCGGCCUGGGGUCCUGGUUGGGCUCUGGCCUCCACCCUCACUCUUCUGGCCUCUGGCACCCUCUGCACAGUGGUCCCAGUGACCUGCUCAGAGCUGAGAAUCCUGCUGCCCUGAGAACAAAGCCUAUGCCCUCUUCCUCUGCCCUGCCCACCUGUCCACUCCCUCCUUGGGGCAGGGGUCUCUUUGCCCCUGGAUUGCAGCUUUCAGAUGUCACGUCAAAGAGGCUCCUCCUGCCCUUCCCUCCACAUCCUCUUCUCACUGGCUCCUGACACUCCUUGGUCCUGCUGAUCUGCCUCCUGUCCCCAGUACUGAGUUUCUCUACUAUUACACUCAGCCCCACGCACCACACAGAAACUCCAUGAAUCAAGGGCAGAAGCUGAAUUCAGGUAGUGAGGAGACUGCACCCCAGGCAGCAGCCUGGGGCCCAGACCUGAGUGUUGCAGUCCCCAGGGGUCAAACUGGUUGGCACCCAGCUCCCAACCCCCAGGCAGGGCACAGCCACAGCCCCACCACAAGCCAUGAGAACUCAGGGCAGAAAGGACAGGAAUGUACAUGUUCAGCCUUCAAAGAUGCUGGGAUGACACAUUCUCUCACCCACACAAGUACUCUAGGCCCAUCAGGUGACUGAACAAGCCACAGGUGUGUGUCAGACACUAUACCCCCAACCCUGGACACCUCCCACAUCCCACAGCCAUGAGCCAGCAAGGCAGGGACUGAUACAAGAAAAGACUGCUCCAGGCCACGUGGUCAGUGGGAGCUGGGGGCGGAACAGGAAUGCAGGCUGGGGCCUCUUGCUGGCUGGGGCAGGGAGCUAAGGGAGGCCCCAGGAAGGGGGCCUAGCACUCGGCCAGCUCAGAAUCAUCACCUCCAAUUCUCCCCCAAGGCCUGGUGAUUCCACGGGGCUCAGCUUCCCUCAUGCUGGGGAGGAGAGGCUCCCACCCCUGCCCAGGACACCUGGCUGAGCCAGGACCCCAGUGCAAGGUGGCUGUGACAGAGAAGAACCAAGUUACCCACAGAUUACUCCUGCAGGAAGCAGCAGAGGUGACUCAGGGCAGAGCCAAAGCCUAGCUCUGGUCCAGGAGGUUCAGGAAGCUGCCUGUGAAGCCAUCCCCACAUGCCUCCACCACAAGCACGAAGGCCACACAGCCCCGCCACCCCACCCUGCUGCACAGUGAGGCUCUUCUUGCAAACCUCCAGGUACCUCAGGAACCUGCACUACAGACAAGACAGCUGAGCUGCUCCUCUCACAGCCUCCAUGAUCCUGGGCCUCCCAGAGCUCAGGGUCUCAGAGCACGGGAAGGCGCAGGAAUAUUAGUCUUUAAGAAUUGAAAUUCUUUUUUUAGAGGCACACACACAAAUAUAGAGUAUGGAUCUGAAUGAGCAAAGGAAAUGUCCAGAAAGUUGCACUUCAAGUUAACAAUAGCUAUUUUUGGAAAUUGGUUAAAUGGAAUGGAGAAGUUGCUGUUAAACAAAAUGACCAAAGUACCUGCUGACACCCUCUUCGGAGAAAAACACACAAAGGAACGUGGUGUCUGCUUUGAGGUCCUGCCACCCAGGGCCACGUGGGUCCUUAACCAGCGUAAAGUGCCUGGGCAAGCAGAGCACACACAGGACAGCAGGGCCUGAGGCUGGCCCCAUCCUCUGCUCUCGGGAGCACCUUCCCCUUUGAGUCCUAACUCAGGCAAUACCUGCCUUGGGUGUCUCCUCACCUUAGUCCAGCCAAGCCCGCCCCCUCCACUGGAACCUACCUGCCCAUCAGAGUCAUAGCCCCAGCUGGUGGACCCUGCCAGAGCCACAGCCCGGGCAUCAGCGUCUCGACGGGCUGCGCUCAGGACAAAGUGCCACGCUCUGCUGCUCCGGGGACGCCUGGCCAUGGUGGACAGGAUCUGGAAGGAAGCACAGGGUCUGAGCAGAGGAAGAUAAGCAGCACACUGGUAGGUAUCCAAAUGCCCCCUGCACUCAGGCCCCCAGCCUGCACCAGCCCACCCAGGGCUCCAGAACUCUCUUCAAAAGCGUAUACCUCACUCCAGUGUCCAAGCACCUUGAUAAAACCCAAGUAGAGAGCCUGGAGCACCAUCCAGACAUCCAUGACUCUUGAAUGCCUGUCUUAGCCCCUCUGCAAGCUCAGCCUCAGGAACCCAGCUGUCCGACUUGCAUGUCUCUCGGGCAUCUCAAACCUGGCCUGCUCCUUCUCUGUUGACCAGCUGGAUAAAUGGUUAUCUCCAACCUCCAGGUUCCUCAUGCCAGACACACAGCAGUCACACACUGCAGUCAUCCCCAACACAUCCUUCCUCCCUCUCAUCCUGGCGUCACAGCCCUCCACACCCCACCACACCACCUCUGAAACAUGUCCUGAAUCCAUCUCCAUCCCUGCUUGCCUGUCCCGCCCCCACAAAACGCGCCUUCAGUAUGGCUCCUCCCACUUCAUUCACUAUACCCAAGCUUUCUGGGAAAUACAAAUUUUAAGCCAACGAAUUUUUAAA
Molecule: messenger RNA, 6892 nt
Organism: Camelus dromedarius (Arabian camel)
Lineage: Eukaryota; Metazoa; Chordata; Mammalia; Artiodactyla; Camelidae
Gene: EME2
Product: essential meiotic structure-specific endonuclease subunit 2
Exons: 8
Coding region: 25-1143 (372 amino acids)
Biological process (GO): mitotic intra-S DNA damage checkpoint signaling; replication fork processing; double-strand break repair
Cellular component (GO): Holliday junction resolvase complex; nucleus
Molecular function (GO): crossover junction DNA endonuclease activity; DNA binding
Source: RefSeq, a predicted model, not a curated record